Messenger RNA from Rhodofomes roseus, 1317 nucleotides. RefSeq names its product PIN domain-like protein. The record is from RefSeq and is a predicted model, not a curated record. The transcript is spliced from 8 exons. Gene Ontology annotation, molecular function: crossover junction DNA endonuclease activity; 5'-flap endonuclease activity. Lineage: Eukaryota; Fungi; Basidiomycota; Agaricomycetes; Polyporales; Fomitopsidaceae. The coding region runs from base 1 to 1317 and encodes 438 amino acids.
AUGGGUGUACAUGGGCUAUGGGAGGCUGUGAAGCCUGCGGCAACUGGUCAGUCUAUUGAAGACUUCUUCGUGCGCGAAGGGUUCGAACAGCGUAAGGGAGAACGGGUAUACCGACUCGGCAUCGAUGCAAGCAUAUGGCUUUAUCAGGUCCAGAAUACGUUCGCGGUCGGACAUGCCCAGUCGGGCGAGAACCCAGAGCUUCGCACGCUGUUCUUCCGGUUGGCCCGCCUCCUCCGGCUCCUGGUGCACGCAACGUUCGUGUUUGACGGCCAGGACCGGCCCCCGAAGAAGCGUGGAAAGAAGGUCAUCAAAACGAGUCAUUGGAUGGUUGCGGCGAUGAAGCAGUUCAUCGAUGCGUUUGGAUAUGACUGGUGGAUGGCGCCAGGAGAAGCAGAGGCAGAGCUUGCGCUCAUGAAUUCGUUCGGCAUCUUCGACGGAGUGCUGACAGAUGACAGCGACACAUUGCUGUUUGGAGCGCAGGUGGUCAUCCGCAACUAUUCGGCAAAGGAUCAGAUGCUCACAGUUGUGAGCGCGGAUAGUAUCUUCAAGCAUCAAGCUCUUCGCCUUACCCGUCCGGGUAUGAUCCUGUUUGCACUGCUUACAGGUGGAGAUUAUGAGACUGGCUUGCAGGGCUUUGGGCCUCGAGUUGCAUGUGGCCUGGCACGCUACGGGUUCGGUGAACGCUUGUGCGAGGCCGUCCGGAAGCUUCAUGGCGAUGCCCUUUCGCAGUUCCUAUCAAGUUGGCGGGAUGAUCUACGUGUCACCCUGCGCACGGACAACCUCAAGCUCCUAGGCAGGCGAUAUCAAAGUUUAUCGGAUCGUAUCCCAGACACAUUUCCAAACCUUGCGGUCGUCGACUUGUACCGAAAUCCCGUAACAUCGCCACUGGAAGACUUCGAGAAAACCCCGGCUCAACCACCCGAUGUCGCCAGCCUCGGCGUUCUUUGUGAACGCUACUUCUCAUGGGGCACUCCCUCGGGUAUCAUCGAACGCUUUGGGAAUUGUCUACUCCCAGGCGUUGUGCUGCGAAGUCUCAUCAAGUGUGCAAUCAAUCGGGAUAUGGCUGAGGCCGCAAAGGAACCCCUUGUGAAUCAGCUCGAGGGACUUGUCCAUGUCAAUCCCGAUAAGAGCCCACGUCGCUCAAACAAUGCCCGGUUUGUAACCGCCAUUGAUACCGGCUUUGCGGCUCUGGCUGUGUCUGGCCUAGUGGGCCUGCGGCCAGACGACGGCACCGUAGUAGUGCACGCUGGCGCCCUCUCGCGACGGUUUUCGAUGCACGAGACGCUUGUUCAACAUCUGAACGAGGAGUCGUACUAG